Prunus avium (sweet cherry) is the source of this 1398-nucleotide messenger RNA. RefSeq names its product transcription factor bHLH96. Gene Ontology annotation, molecular function: RNA polymerase II cis-regulatory region sequence-specific DNA binding; DNA-binding transcription factor activity, RNA polymerase II-specific; protein dimerization activity. The record is from RefSeq and is a predicted model, not a curated record. NCBI's taxonomy places the organism in Eukaryota, Viridiplantae, Streptophyta, Magnoliopsida, Rosales, Rosaceae. Gene Ontology annotation, biological process: regulation of transcription by RNA polymerase II.
UUUCUUAUUUGGGGACGAUAAAAGGGCGAGUUUGUUACUUGGUCUUUUGGGUGUAGUGCUUUGGACUUGAAGCCUAAUACAAUUUCUCUGAUUUGGGUUUUCUUUUAGAGCAAAAAAGCUUCUCACCCUAAACCCUCCCUUCCUUUCAGAGCCACACAAUAGCUCCUCACACACUAUCUGAAAGAGCUCUGAAAAUUCAAUAUACCAACUAAAACAGAGCUGCUGUUAGAAAAAGUGAUUUUGCAGGGGAAAAGCAUGGCAUUACAAGCUGUGGUUUACCCAAAAGAGUAUCCAUUUGGCUUUGGUUGCAAAGAUUUCUACUCUUUCAAUGGAGGAGGAGCUUCUUGGGGAUGUGACUUUAUCUCACAAGAGGGUCAAAACAACCACAUAGAGCAACAUUUUCUCAAUGAAAAUUGGGACUAUUGCUCCUCAUCUCCUUCACUUUUGCAAAAUGUGAAAGAAUGGGAUCCCAAUUCCUCACCUGAGGCCUGCACAGCAGACCAAUCUGUCCCUCCAGGACACCUCUCUGCCAUGGAAACACCACCACCACCACCACCACCACCGCCAACAACAACAACGACAAACCGGCGUAAACGACGUCGUACCAGAAGUAGCAAGAACAAGGAGGAAAUUGAGAACCAGAGGAUGACUCACAUUGUUGUGGAGCGCAACCGGCGCAAGCAAAUGAAUGAGUACCUUGCUGUCCUCAGAUCAUUGAUGCCACAGUCUUAUGCUCAAAGGGGUGACCAAGCAUCAAUUAUUGGGGGUGCCAUUAAUUUUGUGAAGGAGCUAGAGCAGCUUUUGCAGUCCAUGGACAGCAACAAAACGAGCAAGCAACAACCUUUGGCUGAGUUCUUCACCUUCCCACAAUUCUCAACUCGUGCGACUCAGAGCAACAACAACUCAACUGGGCUCCAAGCAAACGAGCCAAACAUGGCUCAGAGCAACAGCAACCAGUGGGCAGCAGCAGACAUAGAAGUGACCAUGGUGGAUAGCCAUGCCAACCUUAAGAUACUCUCCAAGAAAAGGCCUAGGCAGCUGUUGAAGAUGGUGGCUGGGUUUCAAAGUCUCAGGCUCAGUGUUCUUCACCUGAAUGUGACCACAGUUGAUGAAAUGGUCCUCUACUCUGUUAGUGUCAAGAUUGAAGAAGGGUGCUUGCUAAAUACAGUGGAUGAAAUAGCAGCAGCUGUUAAUCAAAUGCUGAGCAGAAUUCAAGAAGGUGGUUUUAGCUGAAAGCUGAAUUAUUUUCUCUCAGUGGAUCAAUUUUUCUUCGCUCUCUUUCCUUUUUAUUUUGUGUUUUUCUUCAUCUUUUUUUCUCUGUUCUAAGAAGGUGUAUGUUUGCGUAUUGAGAAAGAACUAAUCUAAGUCUCUACAGAGAAGCCACAAUGAUUGAAAUAA